Molecule: messenger RNA, 471 nt
Organism: Phytophthora nicotianae INRA-310
Lineage: Eukaryota; Oomycota; Peronosporomycetes; Peronosporales; Peronosporaceae
Exons: 5
Coding region: 1-471 (156 amino acids)
Biological process (GO): protein folding
Cellular component (GO): cytoplasm
Source: RefSeq, a predicted model, not a curated record
AUGGCGACCGUGAGCCAGCGCCGCGUCUUCAAGCAUGACGGCCGCGUCAUCUACGAGUGGGAGCAGUCCAUGGAGGAGGUGAACAUUUUCAUCAAGCCCCCACCAGGGGUCACAGCGCAACAGAUCCAAUGCGACAUCACUACCAACCACGUGACGCUGGGACUGCGUGGCGCAACGGACAAGUUCCUUAACCAUGACCUCGCGAGCUCGGUUGUGGUCGCUGAGAGCUACUGGAUGUUUGACUCCGGAGAACUAAAUAUCAAUCUUCAGAAAAUGAAGAAGGGAUUUAUCUGGCCCAGCGUUUUCGUUGGACAUGGAGAGUUGGAUCCAAUGCAGCAGGAAGCUACCAAGCAGCAGAUGAUGUUGGAGCGCUUCCAAGAGGAGAAUCCUGGCUUUGAUUUCUCCAACGCUGAGUUCAACGGCGCUGCACCUGACCCACGCACGUUCAUGGGUGGUGUCAAAUACACGUAA